AUUUCUGCCUUGGAAGUCCUCCUGCUCUCAAAGUCAACCCCACUUCAUAGUAUAGGAUGGAGAAUGCUGGGUUUGGAGUCAGAGGACCUGUUCCUAAUUCUGCUGUGUGACCCAGGGCAAGCGUUUAACCUCUAUAGAUCUUAGUUUCUGAGGACCUGACCUGGAAGGUAAUAUUAGGAAGCAUUUAUUUACUGUUUUACAAAUUCUGUCUCAUUUGAUCCUCACAAGUGCCUUGAAUAUAAGUGUUACUCUCAUUCUCAUUUUACAGGUAAAGAAACAGGCUAACAGUAAUUAAGUGACUUAAUCAUGCUCAUACAACCAAAGUCUAAAGGCAAUAUUCGAACCCAGGUCUUUCAGCUUUCAAUUCCGGCUCUUCCCUACCACCGGAACUGCAUCCAAAGCAACUUUUCUCUCUAAACUUACAGUUCUUACGGUCUGUGAUAUUCAAGUCAAGCCAAGUCCAUAAGUAUAUAUUAAAAACAUCUACUAUAUACCAGGUUCUGAGCUGAGUCCUGGUGAUACUAAGGUCAAAAAUAAUUGUGAUUUCCCCAAGAAGGUCACAUUCUAAAGGGAAGGGAGGAGAUAAGUGGCAAACAAGCUCGCAGGAGAUAUGCGGGGGAAAAAAAAAAAAAAUUCUCAAGCCAAACGAUAAAAUCAGCUAGUUCGUAGCUUUGCGUGCCGGGAAUAUUGCUCUGGGGAGAGUCUUCCCUUGAGCUCUCAGAAAAGAGGCCUGCCCUCUCGAGUCAGGUGACAGGCUAUUGCUUUAAAGGCGGAAGGGGGAACAUGGGAUUGAGCUGCGCGGGUUUGCCCUAUCAGGGUGCUGAAAGCCCAGCUUCUGAUUGCUGAGGUUCUCCAGUGGAGAGAACAUGGGAAAGCUGGAGAGCUCUGCCCGACCGUGGGCAGCGUCGUCGGCCGGCCGGACUCUGCUACUGUUCCUGUUGCUUCCGCUCCUCCUGCCCGGAUGCUCCGCUGAACCCAAGCGCUACGAACCCACCUGGGAGUCUCUGGACGCCCGCGAGCUCCCCGCUUGGUUCGAUGAGGCGAAGUUCGGCAUCUUCAUUCAUUGGGGAGUAUAUACUGUACCCAGCUUCGGAAGCGAGUGGUUCUGGUGGUAUUGGAGAGGGUUAAAAUUACCAAAGUUUGUAGACUUUAUGAAUGCUAACUAUCCUCCUGGAUUCACAUAUGAAGAAUUUGCAUCAGAAUUUAAAGCAACAUUUUUUAAUGCCAGUGAGUGGGCAGAUAUUUUGGUGUCCUCUGGUGCCAAGUACAUUGUCUUAACUACCAAACAUCAUGAAGGUUUCAACCUUUGGAAAUCUAAUUAUUCAUGGAAUUGGAAUUCUGUUGAUAGAGGGCCAAGAAGGGACAUUGUAAAAGAAAUGGAAGUAGCCAUUAGAAGUAAGACCAAGUUGCACUUUGGCCUGUACUACUCCCUAUUUGAAUGGUUCAACCCCCUUUUCCUUGAGGAUCAAGCUAAUUUCUUCCAGACAAGAUAUUACCCACCCUCUAAGUGCCUGCCUGAUCUCUAUGACUUAGUGAACACAUACAAACCUGAGAUUCUCUGGGCAGAUGGUGAUGGAGAUGCACCAGAUACCUACUGGAAUAGCACUGGCUUCUUGGCUUGGUUAUAUAAUGACAGCCCAGUUCGGGAUACUGUUGUAACCAAUGAUCGCUGGGGCCUCAAUAACAUCUGCAAGCAUGGUGGCUUCUAUACCUGCUCUGACCGUUAUAACCCAGGACACCUCUUGCCUCACAAGUGGGAAAAUUGUUUGACAAUAGAUAAGCAAUCUUGGAGUUACAGAAGGAAUGCUCCACUAUCUGAUUAUCUCACAAUUGAAGAAAUAGUGGAGCAACUUCUGCAAACAGUUUCAUGUGGAGGAAACUUUUUGAUGAAUAUUAGUCCCACAAAAGACGGCAUUAUUUCUCCAAUAUAUGAAGAACGUUUGAGGCAAAUAGGAAGCUGGAUGCAAGUCAAUGGGGAAUCCAUUUAUGGAAGCAAACCUUGGCGAGCACAGAAUGACACUAUCACACCUAGAGUCUGGUAUACAUCAAAACCUAAAGAAAAUCUCGUCUAUGCUAUGUUCCUUCAGUGGCCAUCAUCAAGGAUACUGGUACUUGGCCAGCCCACAGCAACUUUUGGGGCAACAGAAGUAAAAUUACUGGGUUAUGAACAUCCACUUAAAUGGACUUCUUUGCCAAAUCAUGGAAUAGUGGUGGAACUUCCACAGCUAACUCUUGAUGAACUGCCGUGUAAAUGGGCCUGGUCUUUAGAAAUGAAAAAUGUAAACUGAAGGAUGCAAAUUCAUUUUCAAGUUACAGAUUUACUUAUAUUCUGCUAUUUUGCAGAAGAAAAACAUGCUACAAAGGAGCCUAAGACAGAAUCCUUUCACAUUCAGUACAUAAAGAAAAUCAAAGAGCAGAAGCAAUUAUCUGGUUGAUAAAGGUUUGUUUUGAGCCUGAA
Molecule: messenger RNA, 2458 nt
Organism: Antechinus flavipes (yellow-footed antechinus)
Lineage: Eukaryota; Metazoa; Chordata; Mammalia; Dasyuromorphia; Dasyuridae
Gene: FUCA2
Product: alpha-L-fucosidase 2
Exons: 7
Coding region: 867-2288 (473 amino acids)
Biological process (GO): glycoside catabolic process; fucose metabolic process
Cellular component (GO): lysosome
Molecular function (GO): alpha-L-fucosidase activity
Source: RefSeq, a predicted model, not a curated record